This is a messenger RNA of Glossina fuscipes, 6580 nucleotides long. Its product is annotated as histone-lysine N-methyltransferase 2D-like. The record is from RefSeq and is a predicted model, not a curated record. NCBI's taxonomy places the organism in Eukaryota, Metazoa, Arthropoda, Insecta, Diptera, Glossinidae. The transcript is spliced from 4 exons. Gene Ontology annotation, cellular component: MLL3/4 complex. Bases 116 to 6580 code for a protein of 2154 amino acids.
AUAAGAAUUGGUAGACUGUUUUCAAAGUAUUGCCUCUGGGGUAUGGUUAAUUAAUAACAACAAAGAAAUAAUUGGGGCGCAAGUGAAAUUUGGAGUUUAAUGCCUGGUUUCAAUCAUGGAAAACUUAAAAAUCAGUGAUAAUUUAUUCUCAAAUAUACGCUACUUUAUCGUAGGUAAUUUGGAUGAAGAGGUGGAGCGUCUACUUAAAAAUGGUGGGGCGCAAUCAAAACCUUAUAUUUGUAAUGUGGUUACUCAUUUGAUAUGUGCACCCAAUUACACGGAAGGAGAAGUUGUUAUGAAUGUGGAGCUGUAUAGUGUUAUACCGGUUACCGUACAAUGGAUCUUACAUAGCGUUAAACUGGGGCGGUUAGCUUCAACUAGACCAUUUGAUCCGACCGCCACACGUUUAAUGAGAAAUAUUGCUGCCGCUAUUGUAAACGUGUCGGCCAGCGAUCGUAAACGUUUAUAUGCAAUGCUGACAUUUCACGGAGCCCAAGUUGCUACCAAUUUGGCUAGUAAUGUUACACAUUUAAUUUGUGGCUUUGCUGAAGGCUCAAUUUAUACCAAAGCCAACUCACUGCCUAAGGGAAGUUUAAAUAUUGUCACACCCGAUUGGGUAACUGAGUGCUUGAAGCAAAAGAAACUAUUAAAUUGUGAUCUAUAUCAUCCACGAUUGUUGCGACAAAUAGAAAGACCAAAGGCAUCUUUACUAAGUGGAGCGUUGUCAACGAAUACAAUCGUUAGCCAUAGUGUGGUAGCAGUACCUCCGACAGCACCUAAGCAUCCUCCCACAGUCGAGGAAACAUUAUCAAACAUUUUGGGCUUUGAUGACGAUCCAUUAAUGGAUAAGACUUCAGAUUUAGAUUCUGGUACUCCUUUGGAUGCAAACGCCGCUCAGAGUAUAGCAAAUAUAAAAUCACAAUUACAAGCAGCAGCUGUACAGAUAACUGCAGCUAAAGAUGCAAAGAACUCUGCAACCCAGUCUACCUCAAUAAACCAUACCAUAUCCAAAACUGAAACCUCCACAAGUUCUCCAUUUAGCAGGAAUACUGCCAAUGAAAUAACUUCUCAGCCUACCCAUAACUUGCAACACCAACAGCAACAACAAUCCCAAAUUGUGUUUGUAAGGCCACGAAACAUACAACAGCAACAACAACAACAACCACCACCGCAACUCCUAAGUGCAUCACAAUCACAAAGUUCAACGCAGGGGCAAAGUGGAGGAAUACAGCAAACUCAACAGCAGCAAAUUAUUUUGCAACAGAAAAUUAUACCUAAUGUGUCUGCAAAUGUUCAGCAUCAACAUCAUCAACAACAACAUAGUCUACAAUUGCAACAACAGCAGCAGCAACAGCAGCAACAACAACAACAAAACUUACAAAUACAACAACAGCAACAAAUUGUACAACAACAAAGGACGCCGCUCACACCCACUCAUUUGUCAGCAGACUCACGAGCUCCCACCCCGCAGCCUCCUAGAACGCCGCAGUCCAAUAGUGGGAGGCAAACACCACAAGCUCCAAGAACACCUCAGCCGUGUACCACACCGCAACCUCAACAAAUAACUGGUCAAUCUCCGCAACAUGCUACUAGCGUGAUCGCAAUGUCGCCGCAACAACACCCUCAGACAGCACAACCCAGCCCUCAGCAUCAAACUCAGCAACAACAAACGAUAUCGAUGUCACCAAAAGUGUUGCAUCAACAUAUUUUACGACAGCAACAAGCAUUGCAGCAACAACAAUUGCAAUUGCAACAACAAAUACAGAAUGGCCAAAGUUUAACGCCGCAACAACAAGCCCUGCAAAGACAAAUUCAACAUCAACAGCAACAAUUAAUGCAACAACAACAACAACAACUACAUCAACAACUUCAGCAACAGCAAAUGCAGCAACAAUCACCCCGUUUGCAACAAAAUCCCUCACCAGCGCCUCAAGUCCCAUCACCUUCGCUAACGAGCAAUGUGGCCACCACGAACAUGAUGCCACCGCAAUCCCCUAGACAAUUGCAAAGUCCAGCGCCACAAAUGACCCCGCCGCCGCCGCCACAAUCUCCGGUGCCAGCGGGAGCCCAACAACAAAAACCUCUUUUGAUCCAACAACAAUUAAGGCAACAAUUGCAACAAAGUCGUCAACAACAAAGACAGCAACAGCAAUCACCGCAGCAUUUAAUGUCACCGCAACCUUUUCAACAACCCCAGAGAGUUCAAAUGCAAAUGCAGCAAAUGCAACAACAAUUACAACAACAGCAGCAACAACAGUCACCGCAGCACCGUGCUUCUCCUUCGGCACCACCUUCACCUAUUACGCAACAGCACAAUCAGCAGCAAUCGAAAAUGAUUUCGUCGCAAAAGCCCAUUGACCCAACUGAUCCGGUGCAGGUGGCCCAAAUUUUAAGCCGCUCGGCGCCAAGUCCCAAUCAUGAGUCGUUGGUAAUGAGACAGCAGCAAUUGAAACAACAGCAACAGCAGCAGCAGCAAUUGCUUUUGAACCAAACUAAUCAGCAACAGCAGCAGCAGCAGCAGCAACAGCAAGCGGGACAAGGGACGCAGAGGCAAGUAAUAAAUACAUCAACUGCUCAAGGACAACAAAUCAUACAAAGCCAUAUGAUGAGCAUGCAACAACAGAAACAACAACAACAAUUAUCACAGUUGCAACAACAGCAGCCACCGCAGCAACUUUUGCAACAAAAGACAGGCUUGGUAUCAGCACAAACCCAGUCGGCAUCAGGACAACAACAGCAGCAAAAUUUGGUGCAAACGCCACAACAAAAUAUAUUGCAACAACAGCCGCAACAAAUACAAUUUAACACAGCUCAACAACAACAGACAACGUCUCUGCCGCAACAGCAACAAAUACAGCCGCAACAAAAUAUCACAACUGUAACAGGUCCUGGAGGAGUCCGUAUCAUACAACAAACACUGAAGCCAGCCACAACUACGAAUUUGCAGUCGCCGCAGCAACAGUCGCAACAACAAAUAAUAACUCAACAGCGGCAAGUUCAAACCCAACAGCAAAUCAUCACACAGCAAAUACAACAAAGUUCUCAACAACAACAGUUGCAGCAAUCGCAACAACAUAUGAGCACAUCGUCAACGAAUAAACCAAAAUAUAUUAUCAGUCAACAACAAUUUAACCAAUUAAGCCUACAACAACAACAGCUAAUACUUCAGCAGAACCAACAAAACCAGAAUUACUUUAUUGUCAAUCAAUCUAAUGUUACGCAAUUAGCAGGACAACAGCAUCAGCAACAACAACAAUCGCAGCAUCAAAUUUCUCAAAGUACCGGCCAAUUGAUAAAACAGCAGCAGCAGCCUCCGCCGCCCAUGUACAACCAAAGGACAGUGCAACAACCACAACAGCAGCAGCAGUUGGUCGAUCUGGAGGGAAACAUAUUGCAAUCGCCGCAACAACAACAACCAAGAAUACUCUUACAACCUCAACAAUCGAAUACUUCACCUCAGCAACCACCGCAACAACAGCAGAUCGUUAUUAAUCAGCAAAUCAUUAAUAAUCCGCAAAGCUUACAAUAUUUACAGCAACAACAACAACAAUUACAGUUUCAGCAGCAAAAAAUACAACUUCCUCAGCAAAUUCAACAUGUCCAACAGCAAAAUAAUAUAAUUUCAAAUCAACAGCAACAACAGCAACCGUCUCAACCACAAAUAGUGCAACAGCAAAUAUUGCAUCAGAGUCCCCAACAUCAGCAACAGCCGCCUCAACAAAUUAUUAUCCAGCAACAGCUGGUGUCCGGUAAUUCAAAUCUUUUACAACAGCAACAGUCUGUUCAGCAGCAGCAACAACAACAACAGCAACAACAAAUACUUAUACAAAAACAACAGUUACAACUACCACAGCAAAUCUUGGAGCCACAACAACAACAGCAACAACCAACUCAAAUGCAACAAGCGACACAGCAACAAAUCAUUUUACAACAACCACCCUUGCAACAGACUGUACUUAUCCAACAACAACAAACAUCACAAUCACCUCAGCAACAACAACAGUCACAACCGCUAGGGCAAACACAACAACUGAUUAUACAGCAAGAGUCACCACAGCAGCAGCAGCAAACACAGCAACAAUCAACUCAGCAAACACACUGGUCCCCACAAAGUCCUGCUCAACAAGUACAACAAAUGUCCGGAAAGCCUGGUACGUUAACUACGAUGCAACAACUUCAACAGCCGCAAGCGCAACCGCGAAUCACGCAAGUAUCACAGCAGCAACAGUUCAUACGUAAUACUCGACCCAAUUUACAAUGGCAACAGCAACAAAAUGACAGACUAUGUGCAACGCCUCAGCCUCAGCGUCAACUAAUUCAAUUGGACGAUAAAACACAUGCUCAUUUUAUGUCUUUAGAUCCUGUGAAAAAAGCUGAGUACAUAGCUAAAUUACAACAAAGUAAACAACGUGUAAUGCUGAGGCAGCAGGUUGCCUAUCAGCCGCGACCAGGGGCACCUAAUGUUGUGGCCAGUGCUUUGGGUACAGCACCCCGGCCAGCAGGUCCCACAACGCAGCAUAUUAUUGUUCAAAGUCAAAUGCCAGCGGGAUUAACGCAACAACAGCAAAUGCAAUGGUUACAACAACAGCAACGCCAAGUCGUUGUAAGAGCCGGUAAUAGGACGCCCGGAUUAAGUCCUCUAACGCCCGCACAAGUGGGCUCGACCGCAACUGUCGCUAUGGGACAGCAACAGCAGCAACAACAACUUCAACAACAAACUCAAUUGUACAAUACGAAUGAUCCUAAUCAGCAAAUGUUACUGCAAAGGCAACAAUUGAGAGUGCAAUUACAGCAACAGCAAUUAUUGGGGCAAAAGCCGCAACAGACCGUACAAGUCAUUACCGGUCCAGGAGGUCAACUCAUUGAACAACAAACAAUAAUACAACACCAGACGCAACAACAAAAUCCUGGCAAUGUGAUAAAUGCUGGCCAACAGAGUACUGGGAAUAUAAUCACAACCCUAGCACCGCAAGCCGUGGUGAUGCCUAAUCAAAUUUCCACCAUUGAUGGUCAGCUUGCAAAUCAAACACAACAACAGCCGCCUACUCUUCAACAAACUCAACAACAGAUGAACAUGAAAACUAAAACAGCUCUGGCUAAUAUGUUAAACAGUCGCUUGGGAGCAACUGCAACUGGUGUAUCCAUAUCUCCCCAACAAAUUCAACAACAGCAGCAAUCGCUAUCUGUAGCAGGCGGCGUUGCAGGUGUACAAAUAGUUGAACAAACUCAACAGCAAGUUCAACCACAAAUAAUACAACAAACUCAAGUGGUGGUGGCCCAAACUUCGCAGCAACAGCAAAUUGCCAUGGUACAACAACAGCAACAGCAGCAGCAGCAACAACAACAGCAACAACAACAGCAGCAGCAACAACAACAAAUCGCAGCUGGCAUUAUGGCGGCACCAACUGCCUCGGUCAAUGUAGUUGAGCCCAGUGCAGCAGGCACUUUACGUAUGAUGACUCAGCAACAUGCAAGCGCUGCGCUACAACAACCCAGUGGCAGUCAACCUGCUGCGUCAAGUGUGGUGGGUGUAGCAAGAACACAGCAAGAAUUGUUAUUAUUACAACAAAAACAACAGCAACAACAACAACAACAACAACAGCAAAUGCGUCGGCCCAUUUUACAAACGCAAAUGUCAACGGGACCGGUACCUACUGGCAAUCUUAUCGCGACUGGCGCUCCCGCCCCACAGCAACAAAUCGUACAGCAGCAGCUAGUAGUUGCAGCUAGUGGUGGUACAGUACAGCAGCAAGUUGUAGCAGCCCCUGGUUCCGUUGGGUCAACUAGGGUAAUGACCCCAGCCGGGUAUAUACAGCAGGGUCGGGUUGCUCAAUUACCAAUGCCUCCUCGACCGCAAUUCUACGGUCACAAUCCUAACCUGAAGUUACCAACCGAUUUAUUUUUAGUUGGAUGCACGUUCUUCAUCGUAGAAGAAUAUGAAGAAAGCGAUGGUGAUGAGUUACCUAUCUGGAUUGAAACUAUACGCCAAUUCGGUGGUGACAUUGAAAAAGUCUAUUGUCCUCGUGUAACGCAUGUUCUUUGCCGCACUCAACGCCACGGUGUAGUAAUGCAAGCUUUGAGGGACGCCAAACGCUGCAUAACCGCUUAUUGGUUAAGUGAUAUAUGUCUGAAGAAACAUUUAUUACCGCCAUGGCAACCGCUUCAUUUGCCCUUCCCCAGCCCGUUUGGCUAUCAGAAACCUUUAGAGCGACACAUUAUAGCAUCGAAUGGGUACGAACCUGAAGAGGAGUACCGAAUCAAACAAAUGGCGCAAGAAUGCGGUGCUAUUUACACAUCAUACCUUUCCAAGCUAAACACGAUACUAAUAGCUAAAAAAUUGGAAGGUGAUUUAUACCAAGCGGCUAAAGAAUGGAAUAUACCCAUAGUUAAUACACAAUGGAUUAAUGAUAUAGCUAUUGGUAAUUUAAGCACCAUGACCCAAUAUGAUAAUCAAAAAUAUCAGCAAUACAAUGUAACAACAUCGCCAUUUCGCAUUGAUUAUGCUCUUGUGCCACAUCUAAUGGGUAAAUAUCACUGUCCUUUAGAAAAUUAUUAUAGCACAUUUGGAUAUAGUAUUUAA